AUGUUACGCAUCUACACUCUGCAGGACUUCUUAAAGUAUCCAAACUUGGCUUUAAAUCUAGCCUGGUCCAACCCGUUUGCUUGGAGUGGCGCCCGCUCGUACAGUUAUCACAUAAUGUGGCUUAGACGCGCACUCUUCACAUUUGGCGCGCUAAAUUUGGUGUACCAAAAUUUUGGUAUGUUGAUUUAUCUUUUCAUGCCCAACGAAAGCAGCACCGAGUCCUUCAUUCGGCAAAUCACGGAAACUGGUUCCAUCAUGGGGCUGACAAUGGUGGGAGCUUGCAAUAUGUGCGUGCUGUAUUGGCAUGGAGGACGCAUUGCCGUGCUAAUGAAUGAAUUUCAACAGUUGUUCCCGACGAUGCACGCCCAACGGCGCGCCAAAUGUGAAAAACGCUUAAGAGGGGUCAAAAUUCCACAUCGUAUUGAGCACUUCGCCGCGAAAUCAAAUCUGCUCAUGAAGUACACCACCAUUUCUUACAUGUUUGCAUGGGCCUACUACAAUUCUCUACCCAUUGUGGAAUACCUGUACGAGUGGUUGACACCGGACGUAGAAUUGAAGUAUCACUAUCAGUCUAAUACCUGGUAUCCAUGGCAAAACAAUCAUAACACUCACUCGUUCAUUGCCUUUCUAGUGGCCUAUAUCUGUCAAAUGCAGUCAUCACUAACCGGCGUCGCCUUCAUCAUGGCCGCCGAAUUCAUUCUCUGCUUUUUCACUACGCAGCUACAAAUGCAUUUCGAUUACUUAGCCAUGGCACUGGAGACGAUUGAUGCAGGUGCUGCUAAUGCUAAUGAGGAACUAAAGUAUUUGAUUAGUUAUCACGAUAAGCUACUCAGCUAUGCCAAGGAGAUCAAUGAUAUCUUCAAUAUCUCAUUUCUGGUAAACUUUUUCACUUCAGCUGUAGCAAUUUGCCUGAUGGGUUUCUCCAUGGUGAUGAUCAGUUUGGUGCAUGCUUUCAAAUACUGCGUUGGUUUGCUGGCAUUUAUUUUAUUCACUUUUUUUAUCUGUUAUACGGGCAGCGAGCUAACCGACGUGAGUAACAAACUCGUAGGUGCCGCAUUCCAUGGAAAUUGGUAUGAUGGUAAUCUGGCUUAUCGGAAAAUGAUACUUUUCUUCAUUAUGCGUUGCCGCGUACCAGUUGUUUUGAGAGCAUACAAAUUCACCACAGUUUCAAUGCCAACAUUCACCACGAUUCUAAGGUCAUCAUAUAGCCUGUUCACAUUUUUCCAAGCUAUGGGCAAAUGA
Messenger RNA from Anastrepha obliqua, 1242 nucleotides. RefSeq names its product putative odorant receptor 69a. Gene Ontology annotation, cellular component: plasma membrane. Lineage: Eukaryota; Metazoa; Arthropoda; Insecta; Diptera; Tephritidae. The record is from RefSeq and is a predicted model, not a curated record. The transcript is spliced from 5 exons. Bases 1 to 1242 code for a protein of 413 amino acids. Gene Ontology annotation, molecular function: olfactory receptor activity; odorant binding. Gene Ontology annotation, biological process: sensory perception of smell; detection of chemical stimulus involved in sensory perception of smell.